Molecule: messenger RNA, 1065 nt
Organism: Tetrahymena thermophila SB210
Lineage: Eukaryota; Ciliophora; Oligohymenophorea; Hymenostomatida; Tetrahymenidae
Exons: 2
Source: RefSeq, a predicted model, not a curated record
AUGAAGUCUAUUAUUCUCAUUUUAAUAUCUUAGCUAAUAACAAUUUGUUUAAGUUAAAAUCUCCGCCAAAAUAAAAAGAACACCUAUGAACUAUUAUAUACUUCCUCCAGCUUGAUUAGUAGUGUAUCUUUUUCUAGUCUUAACACUUAAUUGUCUAAUGUUUAUUUACCUUUAAUUACUUCUGGAGGUCCACUAGGAUAUAAUGGCCCACUAGGCCCUUUCGGACCUCUUGGAACUCUUGGGCCUGUAGGUUCGAAUACAUGGAACCCUUCUCAGCUUAUAUCUGGGAUUGAAUGGUCUAGUUUUUCAAGUGAACUAACUGCAUAAGAUGGACCUUUAUCUUAAAAUGGACCUCUUGGACAUAAGGGUCCAUUAAACAAUAACUUGUACAAUGGUGAAAACUAUUCUUUUGACAGUAAUGGUUUCUUCCAGUAACUAACCGGUUUAGGUUUAUUUGCUUCUCUUGGUCCAUUAGGUCCUCUUGGAGUAUUAGGUCUACUUGGUCCACUAGGACCUGUAGGCGCACAUGGAUUUAAGGCAGAUAGAGAUGGCUAAUAUAUAAAUUACUAAGGAUAAAUUCAAAAAGAAAUAGUUGUUAAAUAUGAUGAUUAAUCAUCAAGAAAGUAUGAAUUAUUUGAGGUUUAUUAAUCUUCCUUUGCAAAAGCUAAUUUUAAUGUCUUAGAUACUAGUUUUAUGAUUUAAGGAUCUUUUGGAAUGUUUGGAUCAUAGAAGGAUUAAUUUACAUUUACAUCGAAUUCUGAUUAAUUCGUAACUAUUAUUUUAAUCCCAGAAAAAUCUCUAGACUCCUUUAAGUUAAGCCUCUUAGAUGUUUAAUCUAAUUUAAUAGAUUCAGCAAGCAAUAGUGGUUUAAUAGAACAUUUUAUUAUAUAAAUGAAAAAAGGGUAGCAACUAACUAUUUAAGUAGACCUUUAAAUAAGCAUGUAGUUUUUUUCUAAAAGCUAUAGAUUAAUAGUUGUUGGAUCUACAGCUCAUAAUAAUUUUAAUAAAGUUAACGGAAGUCAUGUUAAAAAAUAUAAUAUUACAACUCAAUUUAAUUAAUUUUGA